AUGGCACUGACGGGGAAGCCCUCCAAUGGAUCCCCCAAUAACUCCAGACCUGACCAAUGGAAUACAGUUUUUCAUCAGAAAAAUGAAAUCAUCACCAGUUUAGUUUCUGCCUUAGAUUCAAUGUGUUCCGCACUUUCCAAACUAAACGCCGAGGUAGCCUGCAUUGCAGUUCACGAUGAAAGUACCUAUGUGGUUGGGACAGAGAAGGGGAGAAUCUUUAUGAACACAAGGAAAGAACUGCAAAUGGAUUUUCACAAGUUCUGCAGAGGUCAGCAGAGGAAAGAGCAGGAUGCAGACUUCCAGAAGAAGGCAAAGGACUGUGGCCGGAGCAUCCCGAGGGUCUCCCCGCAUCAAGGAUCAGACGUUUACCUACUCAGGAAGAUGGUAGAGGAAGUGUUUGAUGUGCUUUAUAGUGAAGCCAUAGGGAAGAACAGCGUGGUGCCCUUGCCCUACGAGAAGCUGAUGAAAGAGCCAGGAUUGCUCGCAGUUGCCGGCUUGCCUGAGGGACUUGGCUUCCGGAAGCCCACGGAAUACAAUGUGAAAUCCCUGAUGGCGAUUUUGGAGCACAGCCACAGUAUCCGGUUCAGGCUAAAAAGGCCAGCAGACGAGCCCAGCAGAGAGGCGAACCCUAAUGUAGAGUUGAAUUGUACCUCUCUAGCAUCCAAGGGCAGCCGGGAUUCCGGUCCAAAUAACCAGAUCACUAAACCAGCCAGUCAAGACACUCCAUCCACUGUAGCCAUGACCAAUUUCUUAUACGGUGUCUCGCUGCCUACGCAGAUCGCCACGGACCUAAAGCAGGAGAUGUCUGCCAGUCUGCACGGGGUGAAUGCAGCCAGCGAGAUGCUGAUGCCCAGGCCCUCAGGAGAGCUGAAGGUGCCUUCCUCACAGGAGUACAGCGACUGCUGUGGACAGAAAUCUGCAGUCCCUGGUGGUCCGCUCAUCCAGAAUGUGCAUUCGUCAAAGCGUAUCCUCUUCUCCAUCGUCCACGACAAAACAGAUAAAUGGGACAGUUUUAUAAAAGAAACUGAAGAUAUCAACACCCUUAGGGAGUGCGUGCAAAUUCUGUUUAACAGUAGAUAUGCUGAAGCUUUGGGUUUGGACCACAUGGUUCCCGUGCCAUACCGGAAGAUUGCCUGCGACCCAGAGGCAGUAGAAAUAAUUGGGAUCCCUGACAAAAUACCCUUCAAACGACCCUGUACCUAUGGUGUCCCCAAGCUCAAACGAAUCCUGGAGGAAAGGCACAACAUCCACUUUGUCAUUAAAAGGAUGUUUGAUGAGAGAAUUUUUACAGGAAGUAAAUUUACCAAAGAUGCUACCAAGCUGGAGCCCUCCAGCCCAUCGGGGGAAAUCUCUCCGGAACCACACAGAAUGGCAGUGCUAGACCUGGCAGGGACUUCUCAGGCUAAUAACAGGUCUGAGAAGAGUAGUGUUUCUGAAGACUGUGAACCAGGUACCUCAGCAGAACUGAGUGGGAUCAGACAUAUCAAAAUAGAGCCAGAUGAGCUGGACAUCAUUCAAAUCACCGUUCCAGACCGAUCCCCCGGUUCCGAUGAAAUGCACGACCCAGUGACCAGCCGCAUGACUUCAGACGAUUCCAACUACAUGCUAGAAACAGUAACAGAUAAAGAGCCCAGCCAGGACUUAAGACACGAAGAAAAGCCGAUGGAAGAUGGCCUAGGUGACGUUUUAAGUCAUUUGAGGAAACAAGUGGAAACUUUGUUCAACACGCGAUACGCUAAAGCCAUAGGAAUUUCGGAGCCUGUCAAAGUCCCCUACGCCAAGUUCCUGAUGUACCCAGAAGACCUGUUUGUGGUGGGUUUGCCUGAAGGCAUCUUACUCCGGCGUCCUAACUGCUUUGGGAUUGCAAAGCUGAAAAAGAUACUGCAAGCUAGCAACAGCAUCCAGUUUGUCAUUAAGAGACCAGAGCUUCUUGCUGAGGGAGUGAAGGAGACUACCUCUGACACCAGCGAGAGAGACUCCAGUGACUCCCUUGUCGAUGACGCUGUGAAGAGACAGGGCUUUCAAGAAAAUUAUGACGCCAGGCUUUCGAGAAUAGAUAUUGCUAACACUCUAAGGGAGCAAGUCCAAGAUCUGUUCAACAAGAAAUAUGGCGAGGCCUUGGGAAUCAAGUACCCAGUGCAAGUGCCAUACAAACGGAUUAAAAGCAACCCAGGGUCCGUGAUUAUAGAGGGGCUCCCCCCUGGAAUUCCGUUCAGGAAACCGUGCACUUUUGGUUCUCAGAACCUGGAGAGAAUAUUAGCUGUGGCUGACAAAAUCAAGUUCACAGUAACAAGGCCUUUUCAAGGACUCAUCCCCAAACCUGACGAGGACGAUGCAAACAGGCUUGGAGAAAAGGUGAUUCUCCGAGAGCAAGUGAAAGAGCUUUUCAAUGAAAAAUACGGAGAGGCUUUGGGAUUGAACCGGCCAGUCUUGGUGCCAUACAAAUUGAUCAGGGAUAGUCCUGAUGCUGUUGAAGUUACUGGUCUGCCAGAUGAUAUCCCUUUUAGAAACCCCAACACCUAUGACAUCCACCGGCUGGAGAAGAUCCUGAAAGCACGAGAGCACAUCCGGAUGGUGAUUAUAAACCAACUCCAACCGUUUGCUGAAAUCUGCACUGAGGCCAAACAAACAGAAAAAGACAACAGUGUUCCCAAACGAAAGCGGAAGAGGAUCUCUGAAGGGAACUUGAUAUCAUCCUCAUCGUCCUCUUCCUCCUCUUCCUCUUCCAAUAUGGAGUCCACAUCGUCAACAAAUCAGAUCUCACUUGUGCAAUGGCCCAUGUACAUGUUAGACUAUGGUGGUCUAAAUGUCCAGAUUCCAGGACCUAUUAACUAUUAG
Messenger RNA from Emys orbicularis (European pond turtle), 2838 nucleotides. RefSeq names its product GTF2I repeat domain containing 1 (gene GTF2IRD1). Gene Ontology annotation, cellular component: nucleus. The record is from RefSeq and is a predicted model, not a curated record. The transcript is spliced from 26 exons. Gene Ontology annotation, molecular function: DNA-binding transcription factor activity. Gene Ontology annotation, biological process: transcription by RNA polymerase II. The coding region runs from base 1 to 2838 and encodes 945 amino acids. Lineage: Eukaryota; Metazoa; Chordata; Testudines; Emydidae.